Molecule: messenger RNA, 1196 nt
Organism: Suillus subaureus
Lineage: Eukaryota; Fungi; Basidiomycota; Agaricomycetes; Boletales; Suillaceae
Product: transcription factor S-II, central domain-containing protein
Exons: 9
Coding region: 118-978 (286 amino acids)
Biological process (GO): transcription elongation by RNA polymerase II; DNA-templated transcription; transcription antitermination
Cellular component (GO): nucleus
Molecular function (GO): RNA polymerase II transcription regulatory region sequence-specific DNA binding; zinc ion binding
Source: RefSeq, a predicted model, not a curated record
UAGAGAGCUUUCAUACACAUGCUUCAAGACUAUUUCGUGGUCUUGAUUUAGGUGGUUUAAGAAGGAUUUGAAUAGUGCUUGAAGUAACAUAGUGGUAGACAUAGCAUUUCGUCAGUCAUGUCUGAAGCAGCCGAGCUUAAGAAGCUCGUUAAACAGCUCCAAAAUACUUCCACAGAGAAAGAAUUCCAAGUAAAUGAAGCAAUCCUAAGGGUAGGUAUUCGUGCCCGGAUUUUUCCUUUCAAAGCAGGGCUCGCUGUCGGAAAAUUGCGGACUCAUGAGGCAAAAGAGGUCUCCGAACUUGCUAGAGAGAUUGUGAAGAAGUGGAAAAACGAGGUGGAGCGCGCUAAAGGAGCUCGCAAGGGAUCUGCUUCGGUCACACCAUCUAACGCCGCUACCCCCGCCCCAGUGAACGGGAAGUUAGAGCCUCGUAGUGCGAAAGCAGAUGGUGUAAAGGCGUCCGGCACGGGCGACAACACGCGGGACAGGUGCGCGGAACUCAUUUAUGAUGGCCUUGCUUGCGACUCUGGUGCUCCCAGUGAGCUAAUUCUGAGUCGAGCAAAAGCUGUGGAGGCCGCUGUUUUUGUACAGUUUGGCAGUACUAAUGCUGCAUACAAGGGCAAGAUCCGUUCUUCGUACGUCAACCUCAAGGACAAGGGUAAUCCAAGUCUGCGAGAGAACAUUGUCAGCGGCGAUCUUUCGGCGGAGAAGUUCAGCAAAAUGACAAGCGAGGAAAUGUCUUCGGAGGAACGACGAGCGGCAGAUCAAAAAAUAAAGGAGGAGAAUUUCUUCAAGUCUUUGGGAGCUGGCGAACAAGAAGCCGAAACGGAAGGCUUCCAAUGCUCAAGAUGCAAGCAACGCAAGUGUCGCUAUCGCCAGGCGCAGACCAGAAGCGCUGACGAGCCAAUGACAGUGAAUAUACUCACUUUUUGUCUCGUUUACAGAUGCGUCAACUGUGGCAACAAAUGGAAGUUCUCGUAAAUCUUUGCAUCGUCCAGGAAUACUUUAUAGUCAGCAGUUUUUUUUCUACUGUACUUCUUUUACUGUCCAAUUUGUCGGGACAUCGUUCUGUUCGACAUAAACAGCCCUGUCGUAAUGAUGUAUACCUUCAAUCUAUCUUGAAACAAUACCCUUUUACUUCUGACAACUCAUUUUGCAUAGAACCGGGGAGGUAUGCGCUUAUGAUACUCUUAUCUGUC